AUUCGUAGUUUUCAAAAAGCGGGAUAAAAACCAAUUUUUUGUCACCUGCGCGACAAAAAUCUUUCUCACAAAUUAUACAAAAUAAUACAAAGUUUACUUUCUUUAAAUUAAUAUACACUCAACAAAACAAUAAAAACCAAAUAAUUGUGCAUCUAAUUGUGUUAAAUACUGAACUCAAAAAUUAAACGUGAGAAAUACAAAAAUUUCUAGAAUAAUUGCAAAUAUCAAAAAGGCAACCAGCAGCGUGUGGCUGCGACAAGUUUUUCUUCAUCUUCUUUUUUUCGUUCGUCUUUUUUCCUGUCUGGCGCUUUGCAUUGCGUUGUGCAAAAUAAGAAAAGAAAAAUAAAUUACGAACAAUUUUUUUUUAAUAAAUAACAAAAACAAAAUAAUCAAGUGCAACCGAUGCAUGCAAUGUUGCAUUAACUAAAUGCAACAAAUGUUUUUAUUAGUUUAGGUUUUAUUUUAUAUUAUUUUUUAUUUUGUUCGUCCCUUAAUUUAUUUUGUGGCUCUGCAAACUUUGUUUGCAUUUUCUUGUCGUUCUCGUUGCUUGUUCUUUGUUCUGUAAAAGUUUCCAUGGUCUUACUCAACAAUUAUUGAAAAGCAACCACGUUUGUCAACGUUCCUGUGCCCCCAUCGCAGAGAAAGAACAAGAGCAAGACUUAAAAAAAAGUCCCGAUUUGUCCUCAAUAGACUUCCGUCGUGCGCGACAACAACAACGACAUCGACAACCGACAAAUAAAUUGCAAGCCAGCCGAAGCCCAAAAUGGCCAACACUAGUGGCAGUGGCAGCAGCAGUGGUGGUGGCGGCGGCGGCAGUGGCAGUAGCGGCAGUCCCUACGACAAGAUCAUCGAAAUGAUCCAGAGAUUGGACCUUCAAGACGAUGGCAUCGUAAUGAAUCACAAAAUCAAAUCAAUCGAGUGUGAUUUCUGCAGCAUUGUACGCGACGAGAACAUGCUUAAUGAGUCAAUGGAAUACAUCAAUGAAAAGGCUCUUUACGAUCCAGAUACUUCGUUGAAAUUUGCUCUGCUUUUCUCGUCACGCAAUUUCGAUUCGCUUGCCAUGAAUGACACAAAAGUUCGCAGUAAAAUGUUGAAAAUUCUCGAAGUCAACUUCUGCAAUGCCGAUAGAUAUCGAAUUGAAAAUAAAAACAGGCUUUACAACUCAAUAACACUGCUGGGAGAAUACUACCAUCGUGUUCGUUUAGCAGAUAACUCGCCAAUCACAAUCCUUGGUCAAUCUCUAUUGGGACUUCUAACUCGAGAAAUAGACGGCAAUGAUAUAAUUGAUGUCAAACUUGCCAAACUGAUUUUAUCUCAAGUUACUCUUAAUGGAGACAUAAUGCGGGUCCAGCACAAAGAUGAUCUCACUCAGCUCCUAUUUCACGUGCGCCGCAAUUUGAUUGAACAGAAUGCCCUUCAGCCAUCUACAAAAGCCCUGUUGCUCAUGACUCUUGAUCUGUACUACAGUAACUUUGCCAAUCUGGGUCACAUGCUUGAGGAGAUGUACACAAAGUACCUAGUGGAGGAGAGUGAAUGUGACCAAAAUAAUUUCGUCAAUGGCAAUGCCGGCGAGGAUAACGACUACGAAGGUAGUCAACCAAAAAAAUGGUCGGAGCUUGUGAGCGAGGACAGUUUCUUCGAGAACGAUCAGAAUGUAUAUUUUGAAAAUUUGACCAUAAGCGGAAGUGAGCAACAGACGUCUCCUCCCCAGCAACGUUCACCUCCACAACAGCAGCCACAACAAAAUUAUCAACAAAGACAAAAUCAUCACGGCAAUAAGAGCCCUAGGCAAAAUGAUUUCCGCGCACCACCACCCCAGACGCAUUGUGAAGAGGAGCAAGAAGAACAGAAACCACUACCAAGGUGGAGGGCACCGCGUUUCAAUCGACCCGACGACGAGCAUUCGGCAAACAACAACGGCAACGGCAAUGGGCGAAACAAUCGUCGCUUCAGUGGAAGUUACGACGAUGAUCACCAUAGCAGUUCACGCAGUGAGGGCGGGAGCAAUAUAAGACUGUACAGCAUCAACGAUAGACUGCGACAUUCUCAAACAAAGUCCAACAACGGUGACGGUAAUGGCGGCUGGGAGCGCAACAACGGCGGCUACCGGAAUUUCAAUGGAAAUUCGCGCGGUCGCGGCAACGGCCAUAACGGUGGCAAUCGCAGCUACAACUACCGCAACACCUACGAUCCUCCACCUCGCUUCCAAAAGGCUGAAAAAAUGCGCAACUCCAUGGAGCGUGACCAGUGGCGCAACAAUGCAGGUCGCAACCAAAACGACGAUGAAAACAGCAGUCAAGUUGGUGAUGGCAGCAGGAGUUCAUCCAGAGCUCGAACACUUCCCAGACCACCCAAAGGCAAAUUCGACUCAUACAAUGGAGGUGGCGGUGGCGGCGGUGGUAACCGCAGCCAGAGUCCAAACAACUAUCGCCAACACAAUCGGCCACAAAACUCACGCAACUUCAGUCGCAGCAACCGUUACAGCAGCCAAAGUAGCUUGGCUAGCGAAACAUCUAGCACCUGGGAUCGGCGUCAUCAUCGCCGCAAUUUCUCCAACCGGCAGUCUCCAAAUACUCAACACAACGAGUGGGAGGACACACACAGCGUGCAUGGCCAGCCGGAGGAGGAUAACUGGGACAAAAAGGACAACAAUAGUGAGUUGGUGAGGAAUGCAAGAAAUACUACAAAUCAUAAAAUAUUAACUCACAAAUUAAACAUCAAAUCAAAUGAAAGGUGGACGCCAUAAUUAUAAAUAUAUAUUUUUAAUGAAAAAUAGAGCUUUUAAUUACUAUAUAUUAUUAUACAACAUACGUACUAUAGUAAAACAAACAAAAUAAAAAUCACAAACAAAAAAAUAAACAAAACAAAACAAAACAAACAAAGAGUUUAAUGUGUUUAUGUGAACUUUAUGAAAUAUUUUUUCAAAAAAAAAAAACAAAAAAAAAAUCAAUAUAAUAUUAUAAAUACAUAAACACUAGAGUUUAAUUUUAUAGGUACAACAAAAACAAACAAAUAAACAAAAUAAUAUUAAACCAACAAAACAAUAUUAAAAAAAUAUAUAUACAAAAAAAAAACAAAGAGAAAAUAUGUGUAUAGAAAAUAAAAUAAAGAAAAUAUUGUUUUAUUACAUAAAGUACAUAAUAUGUAUGUCGCUUAUUUUAAGAAAACAAUACAACAAAAUAUAUCAAGAAAAUUUUAAAUAAAACAUAAUUAUAGAACAAUAAAAGAAAGCUGAGAAGAUUUUAUUUUUUAUUAUUUUCUCUUUUUUCUGUUUGUUAUUAUUUUGAAUGAUUGCGCGUUUUGAUGAGAAAAAGAAAACAAAAAUAAAAAAAUAAAGAAAUUAUUGAAAGUUACAAUUUUACAUAUAUUUAAACAAACAAACAAAAAAAACAAAAUUUAUUUUAAUUAUGUCUCUCCAUUAUUAUAAUAAUAUAAAUAUAUAUACUUUUGUUUAGGUUCAAAGUGUUUAAAACAUUUUAUUUUACUAGAUAUUAAUGACAGAAGAAAAUUAUGUAUAAAAAUAAUAAACAAAUCUAAACUGAUUGUAAAAAGAUUUAAAACAGUGUUAUAUUUA
Messenger RNA from Eupeodes corollae, 3574 nucleotides. RefSeq lists its product as uncharacterized. Lineage: Eukaryota; Metazoa; Arthropoda; Insecta; Diptera; Syrphidae. The coding region runs from base 764 to 2746 and encodes 660 amino acids. Gene Ontology annotation, biological process: regulation of translational initiation. Gene Ontology annotation, molecular function: translation activator activity. The record is from RefSeq and is a predicted model, not a curated record. The transcript is spliced from 4 exons.